Molecule: messenger RNA, 1654 nt
Organism: Hemiscyllium ocellatum (epaulette shark)
Lineage: Eukaryota; Metazoa; Chordata; Chondrichthyes; Orectolobiformes; Hemiscylliidae
Gene: rnf126
Product: ring finger protein 126
Exons: 9
Coding region: 11-970 (319 amino acids)
Biological process (GO): protein ubiquitination
Cellular component (GO): cytoplasm
Molecular function (GO): ubiquitin protein ligase activity
Source: RefSeq, a predicted model, not a curated record
UUACGUGAAUAUGGCGGAGGCUUCCUCACUCUCUCGCUAUUUCUGUCACCGCUGUUCGGCCGAGAUUCUCCCCAGGCUACCUGAAUAUACAUGUCCAAGAUGUGAUUCUGGCUUCAUAGAAGAACUACUCGAUCACGUACCAAGAAAUUCUGAAAAUGGCUCCAGUUCAACAGCUUCCACGAGUGACCAGACUCGACAAUUAUUUGAGGGUUUGGACCAGCACUUGCUAUCCUUACCACAAGGUAGUUAUGGACAGUUUACGUUUGGCAUUCUGGAUGAUCCCUUUGAUCCCUUUUCCUUUGGAACUAACCAGACUUCAGAAGAAAAUAGAGAUUCUGAGAAUAGGAGGGAUCGCGAACACCAGUCACGGCCAAGAUAUAGCUCUAGGCAACCCAGAGCACCCAGGUUUCCUUCACGGCGUCCUACAGCACGAAAUGAAGGAGUGCCAACUCUAGAGGGAAUUAUUCAACAAUUGGUUAAUGGAAUCAUUGCACCUACAGCAGUGCCAAACUUGGGAUUAGGUCCAUGGGGUGUCUUGCAUUCAAAUCCAAUGGAUUAUGCAUGGGGAGCCAAUGGCUUGGACACAAUCAUUACACAGGUAGUUAAUCUGCUUCUGAACCAGUUUGAAAAUACUGGCCCACCUCCGGCAGACAAAGAGAAAAUCAAGACACUUCCUACGGUAGAAAUAACAGAUGAGCAUGUAGGUUCUGGUGUAGAAUGCCCUGUGUGUAAAGAAGAUUACAGCAUCGGAGAAUCUGUUAGGCAACUUCCGUGCAACCAUUUAUUCCAUAAUGAUUGUAUAAUACCUUGGCUAGAAAUGCAUGAUACCUGUCCUGUGUGUCGGAAAAGCUUAAGUGGGCAAAACACAGCAACGAAUCCUCCUGAUUUAUCAAGAAUGAACUUCUCCUCUUCUUCAUCCUCCUCUGCCUCAAGUUCACCGAGUAAUGAGAAUUCAACAAACAAUUCCUGAAUUUGAGCAAAAACAUCUAAGGUUUACUGUUUUCAUAUGCAACAGUGUUUGAUGACUACCAUGAAACAUUUUAUAAUUUAAAUUAUUGUAUUAUGCAUGGCACAAAGAAAGCCAGAGUAAAUGGAGUUUUUUAACAAAGAACUCUUUUCUAAAUCUCUACUCGAACAUGAAUACCCACUUUUCCUUUUCAAGAUUUGUUUUAUAGAUUUAACUUCUGGGACCGAUUUAAAACUUUACUUAUCGACAAGCUGCUAUGUUCAACUAUUUCAUCUCACUUGGGUGGAAAAAGCCCUGUGUGCACAUUGCUGUAAUCAUACUGCUGUGAAUUAGCUUAAGCAGUGAAAGAUGGCUGCUGUUCAUUAUUUCACAAAAAUAUAUAAAUCUUUAACCUUUGUAAUGUGUUUUAAGAUUAAUGCAGCUGUUGAACUUUGGGUAUUGUUCAAUUUUAUAGACCUGAAAUUUUGUUGUUCUCAUACUAAAAGGGAUUUUUUUUCAAUUUUUUUUUUGAUUGGUUGUUUUAUAGAUACUAUGGAAAGCUCAAUGAUAGCCAACAUCUUCCCAUUUUUGUUUCAUAGUAAAUGGGGGGCUGUUUGCUUCAAAUCAAGAGACUGGAGAUGGGACUGUUUGAAUUGGGUGGGAAAGAAGAUAUAUCUAAAGAUUUAUAUUAAAGCAUUGAAGUGGUAA